Messenger RNA from Cantharellus anzutake, 3582 nucleotides. RefSeq lists its product as uncharacterized. The coding region runs from base 88 to 3366 and encodes 1092 amino acids. The transcript is spliced from 5 exons. Lineage: Eukaryota; Fungi; Basidiomycota; Agaricomycetes; Cantharellales; Hydnaceae. The record is from RefSeq and is a predicted model, not a curated record. Gene Ontology annotation, molecular function: protein binding.
GGCUCUAGCUUCUGGGUAUUUAGGGGCUCACGUGCGUUGCGCGCCCGAAGCUCUCUUGCUCCUCCGUCCACUCGUCCACUAUCGACCAUGUCGUUGCGGCAAAAGACUGAAGCUCUCAGGCAAAAGAUCGAUAAUCUCCUUGUGGCGGGAGUUGAUGUGGCGGUUCCAAUUCUCAGGGUCGUCAAUGCUACCGUUGAUUGGUGUCCCCCUCUAAAGAUGGCGACUGGCGGUGCACUCUCCAUCAUCGACGAGGUUAAAAAGUUCAAGGGGAACAAGAAACAAUGGGCUGAUUUUGGUGAAUACGUGGCUAGCACUAUGGCCAGGGUAGUUUCAGCCAUAAAGUCUUAUGAUGUGUCAACGAAAGAGGCAACGUCAUGGGUGGAGGGUGUCACAGAGCUCGCGAACGCACUACAGGAGAUCCAGUCCGAGAUCGAACUAAGACUUAAAAAAGUAGAGGAACGGUCAGCUGUAAGAAAUGCCUGGUCCCACUAUCGAGACCCUGGAAGAAUUGAGGACCUAAAGAGAGGUUUUGACAAAGCGUUGGCAUCGUUUCAGCUUAGGACGAAUUUAACAAUUGGUGUCAAAUUAUCGACCAUAGAGGACAGCUUAGGCCGUCUGGAGUGUGACCCAAUCCUCGAUAAUCUCCGAUACCCUCAAAUCGCCCACCAUGAUUCAACAGAGGCAUGCCUAGAAGGCACCAGGGUCGAUCUUACGGAGCGUAUUAUGAACUGGUGUCGUAACACCGGGGAUAACGAGAACCGGCUGAUGCUACUGACCUCUGUGGCCGGCGCUGGCAAGACUUCGAUUGUGCACACGAUUGCAGAUAGAUGUGACAAGGAGAUUAUUCUGUUGCUGUGCUUUUUCUUCACAGUUGGGGAACAGCCACGGCCGGACCGUUUAUUCAGCGGCAUUGCUCAAGCUCUAGCAAAGCGUGAUGCAGAUUACCGUGCCUUCAUUAUCUCUGCCCUUCGGAAAGACCCCACCCUAUCAACAGCCUCAUUCACGAUGCAGUUCAAGGAAUUGGUGGCUUCACCUCUCCUUCAUAAGCCUCCGCCUCCCAGCCAUCCUAUGGUGGUCAUUAUCGAUGCUUUAGACGAAUGUGACGAAGAAGCGUAUCAUCCCCUUGCUAAGAUUCUCUGCGAGGAAGUACCCAAGUUACCGUCUUCCAUAAAGUUUUUCGUUACUUCGAGACAUGUUGAUCUUGUUAAUCGCUCCCUCUCACGCCAUUUUCCUGUCGAUCACCUCACCAUUGAUCUCCUGGAUGACACAAAUAUGGACGACUGUGCUGUGUACAUCUGUUUCCAGCUACAAGAGCUUAAGAAUUGGCAUCCCGAUUUAGUGCAUAAACUGGAGGACGAGGAUAGUGCGGUAAAGGAGAUCUUGGAUCGAGCAGGCGGCUUGUUUAUUUGGAUCAGCACCAUCUUUCGUUACAUGAAGAAUCCUAGGAAGAAUCCUAUGAGAACACUAGAGAGCCUGCUCAACACCGGGACCAAUCGAUCAAAGGUGCCCACUGAGAAGAUGAUGGAUGACCUGUAUACGAGGAUUUUGAAGAAGUUUGAUUGGGAGGAUGAAGAUUUUGUGCAUGACUACCCGAUUGUGAUGGGAGCGAUUUUCGUUGCUCAGCAGCCUCUGUCCGUCAUGGCUUGGGAUGCAAUUUUGUCGCCUUUCCUCAAUUCUUCUGUUCGAUAUGCGCUGGCUGAACUUGCUCCUCUGCUCUCAGGGGUUGAGGAUUCCCACAUUCCGGUUCGCAUCAUACACCAAUCUUUCCGCGAUUUUAUUGUUGAUCGGAUCGAUCCCCGAACAAUCAGCCCUCGUUACACUCACAUAGCUGUUGGGGUGGAGAAUGCCAAGGUUGCCCUGCGGUGUACCGAGAUAUUGAACAAGGAUCUUUGCUCUGUGAAGGGCUUAGGUCAGAUUGGAAACUUGUCCGAAAAAGAUGAAAUGCCGCGCAUCCCUCCAAAGGAGCUUUCCGAGCACUUUCGUUAUGCAUGUCGCCACAUCAUCCAUCACCUCAGUGGAGUUCGGGGACGGUCUGAGGAGCUUGCUGGGCCAGUUAGUAUGUUUCUGAGUCAGGAAGCAACUCGGUGGGUGGAAGUCUGUGUGAGAAUGGAAAACUACAUCAGUAUCUCGUUACUCCCUGAGUGGGCUAAGUUGGCUGUUGACUGCAGGGCUGUUAGUGCACUGGCUCAUGUGGUUACCGAGCUUUCGUGGAACCUGGGAUUUUUUUCGAGAUUCCAGGAGGCAUAUGAGGCAGCGAAUGAUUCUGUUGUACUCUGCCGUUACCUUUUUUCUGUGGACUCAAGUUCCUACACCCCGCAUUUAGCUAAGUCACUCAAUAGUCUGUAUGUUGCUCUUUCCAAUCUCGGACAGCACUCGGAGGCACUCCCAUUCAUCGAAGAAAGUGUCAAACUCCGUCACCAGCUAGUUGCCAUUAACCCAGGAUCAUACACCCCGGAUUUGGCCAUCUCACUCAACAAUCUAUGUAAUGCUCUUUCCAAUCUCGGACAACACUUGGAAGGGCUUCCAUUCAUUGAAGAAAGUGUCAAACUCUACCGUCAGCUAGUUGCUGUUAACCCAGGAUCAUACACCCCGGAUUUGGCCAUGUCACUCAACAAUCUAUAUAUUGCUCUUUCUGAUCUCGGACGGCACUCAGAGGCACUCCCAUUCAUUGAAGAAAGUGUCAAACUCCGGCGCCAGCUAGUUGCUGUUAACCCAGGAUCAUACACCCCAGAUUUGGCCAUCUCACUCAACAAUCUACGUAUUGCUCUUUCCUAUCUUGGACGGCACUCAGAGGGGCUCCCAUUCAUUGAAGAAAGUGUCAAACUCCGGCGCCAGCUAGUUGCUGUCAACCCAGCAUCAUACACCCCAGAUUUGGCCAUGUCACUCAACAAUCUACGUAAUGCUCUUUCCUAUCUCGGACAGCACUCGGAGGGGCUCCCAUUCAUCGAAGAAAGUGUCAAACUCUAUCGCCAGCUAGUUGCCAUUAACCCAGGAUCAUACACCCCGCAUUUGGCCAUGUCACUCAACAAUCUUUAUAAUGCUCUUUCAGAUCUUGGACGGCACUCAGAGGCACUCCCAUUCAUCAAAGAAAGUGUCAAACUCUGUCGACAGCUAGUUGCCAUUAACCCAGGAGCAUACACCCCAGAUUUGGCCAUGUCACUCAACAAUCUAUACAAUGCUCUUUCAGAUCUCGGACAGCACUCGGAGGGGCUCCCAUUCAUUGAAGAAAGUGUCAAGCUCCGGCACCAGCUAGUUGCCAUUAACCCAGGAGCAUUCACCCCAAAAUUGGCCAACUCACUCAAGAAUCUACGCAAUGCUCUUACCAAUCUUGGACGUCAUUCCGAGGCACAAAUGGUUCACAUUUGAGCAUGUUCUCAUUGCAUUAUCCACAUUGCUGCUUGCACAUGAUGGGAAAGCUCAAAUUGGAUAUUUGACUGGAGAACACCAAUAAAUCCAACCUCAAUUUCUUUGAUUGCAAACUAUUGAUAGAAUAUUAAUUCACUGGUUGCUACUCACAGACACAUUAUGAUUGGAUAGUUACAAUUCUAUUGUCAAGAAUACUCAUGUCUUCCUCUAACCUCC